AUGCUAUCGCAGCACCAAGCGCCCAAGGAAGAACCGACCUUUUACCUGUCUCAAAUGGAGUUUGGAUCAAUCUACGACCCCAACGCCCUGUACAACCAGUACUAUUCUGGUUCUUGCACCGCUGAAGGGGAGUCGGCCGGUCUCAGUCCGUUCGAGCAGACACAGAAAGAGGAUGAAGAGAGGUUUUACGCCACAUUUCCAGAGGCCCGGCGAGCCGCACAAGUACAGAACCAGUGGGCGAUGACGCCCGUGCAUGAGGAGAACGCGUCCGAGCUCGAGGUCGCGGCGGACGAUCCCGACCAACGACCGUCCAACAUUACUGCCGCCAGGCUGCAACUUAACUAUGACUACAGUCAUGACCUAAAUGGGGAAGCAUCGGCUCCUCCUGAAUCUCUAGCCUCCUCGCCUCCCGAAGGCCCUCCACAGUCGCCUGACUAUGGCAGCUGUUACUCUGAGCAAGCACGUUCCGAUUGCUCCCCGACUCAGCCUCGCCCUCACCAACCCCAAACCCUCAUCUCGUCGUGGCAUUCUCCCGAUGAUAGCGAUCCUGCCGCCGACUUGACUCAUAUCUCUUAUCCGUUACCUCAUUCUUCACCCCAGGCCGACUCUGAACAUGCUUCGCUUCCUUCCAUACCAUCACGGUCACUUCCCUCGCAUUCGCAAGUGAUCCAAAUCCCAUCUCGGAAACCACCUCGCCGACAUACUACAACCGACGACCACACACCAGGUCUAAGCAGGGGACCUUUCUAUUAUAAAAUCCCCCUUAGACAACCCAGACGCUCUCCCACGCCGCCCCCAUUCUCCAGGCGGCCUCCCGCACAGUCCAUAGCUCGGAAUAACGGUGAUAGAAAGCCUCCCCUGGCCUGCUUUUUUUGCCGAGGCAGGAAAAUCGCGUGUGGGGCACCGGAGCCAGAUAACCCCGAUCGAACCUGCAACCAGUGCCAUCGAAGGUCUCUCAAGUGCGAGUACCCAAAGGAGAGCCGGAGAGGUAUGCGCAAGAAGAAGGCUGACGGUACAGGUGACACUGAAGCCGCGGACAAGCAACGCUCGACUCCAGUAACCUAG
Messenger RNA from Desarmillaria tabescens, 1065 nucleotides. RefSeq lists its product as uncharacterized. Bases 1 to 1065 code for a protein of 354 amino acids. The record is from RefSeq and is a predicted model, not a curated record. The transcript is spliced from 5 exons. Lineage: Eukaryota; Fungi; Basidiomycota; Agaricomycetes; Agaricales; Physalacriaceae. Gene Ontology annotation, molecular function: zinc ion binding; DNA-binding transcription factor activity, RNA polymerase II-specific. Gene Ontology annotation, biological process: regulation of DNA-templated transcription.